This is a messenger RNA of Brassica napus (rape), 519 nucleotides long. RefSeq names its product secreted RxLR effector protein 161-like. Lineage: Eukaryota; Viridiplantae; Streptophyta; Magnoliopsida; Brassicales; Brassicaceae. The coding region runs from base 1 to 519 and encodes 172 amino acids. The transcript has a single exon. The record is from RefSeq and is a predicted model, not a curated record.
AUGAGCUCGACAAACAAGAGUUGCAAAGAUGAGGAGGGUGAACCAGUAGACACAAAGCUGUACAGAGGAAUGAUCGGGAGCUUACUAUACCUCACGGCUAGUCGACCAGAUCUAAGUCUGAGCGUGGGGAUAUGUGCUAGGUAUCAGGCAAAACCUAAGAAGUCUCAUCUGGAGGCAACUAAGAGAAUCAUUCGAUAUGUCAAAGGUACGACUAACCUUGGGAUCUACUACUCAAAGGGAUCGAAUGGAAAUCUUCCUGGAAACUGCAAUGCAGAUUGGGCAGGAAAUGUAGACGACCGGAAGAGUACCAGUGGAGGAUGUUUCUUUCUCGAAAACAACAUGAUUGCAUGGUUAAGCAAGAAGCAGAACUCUGUAUCAUUGUCUACCGCAGAAACAGAAUACAUUGCCAUGGGGAGUUGCUGCACGACUAUGGCAUGGAUACUGGAUCAUUUCUGGUCUACUGUGACAACAAGAGGACCAAGCACAUUGACAUUCGACAUCACUACAUCAGGGAACUAG